CCCCUCCUUGGAACCCGAAGACCCGGACCCUAAAUCACCGCCCAAAUCCUAGCCCUUCAUCUCCUCUGGCAGUUCACGCUUUUUCACACGGCCAAAAUCUGCCCAAAUUAAAAAUUACUGAUCUUUUCUUUAUUUUCCCCCAAAACCUUCUGCGUGAGCUUUUUCCUCUUCAACCCAAAACCCCAAGGAGAAGAAGACCCAGCAUCAGCAGCAACAGCCAUGAGUACUAUGAAAUUCUGCCGUGAAUGCAACAACAUAUUGUACCCGAAGGAAGACAGGGAUCAGAAGAUCCUGCUCUAUGCUUGCCGCAACUGUGAUCAUCAGGAGGUUGCCGAUAACAAUUGCGUCUAUAGAAAUGAAAUAACUCAUGAUGUCGGUGAACGCACUCAGGUCCUACAAGAUGUAGCAGCAGAUCCUACUCUUCCUCGUACAAAGACAGUACGAUGUGCUGUAUGCAAUCAUCCUGAAGCUGUGUUUUUUCAGGCUACUGCUAGGGGAGAAGAAGGUAUGGCACUAUUCUUCGUGUGCUGCAAUCCGAGCUGUGGUCAUCGAUGGAGAGAUUAAAGGCCAUCUCUGUCUGGCACUUUUGUUUUGAAGCUGACUGUUUAGGUCUCUGUGAUCUUUCAAUAGAAGCAGACUGUUUAAAUGCUAAUUAGCUCUCUUUGUAAUAGCUAAACACAAUUCAAGCUUUAUAUUAGGCCAUUGUGCACUUCCAGCUUUAGGCUCCUUUGAAAAUUUGUUUAACUGUUGAAUUUUGCGUACAAUCGUGGGCAAAGUUAUGCAAGGUUUCGUAAACACCUUGGAUUGUUCUC
Molecule: messenger RNA, 812 nt
Organism: Asparagus officinalis (garden asparagus)
Lineage: Eukaryota; Viridiplantae; Streptophyta; Magnoliopsida; Asparagales; Asparagaceae
Product: DNA-directed RNA polymerases II, IV and V subunit 9A
Exons: 4
Coding region: 220-564 (114 amino acids)
Biological process (GO): maintenance of transcriptional fidelity during transcription elongation by RNA polymerase II; transcription-coupled nucleotide-excision repair; transcription initiation at RNA polymerase II promoter
Cellular component (GO): RNA polymerase II, core complex
Molecular function (GO): DNA-directed RNA polymerase activity; zinc ion binding; nucleic acid binding
Source: RefSeq, a predicted model, not a curated record